Messenger RNA from Nicotiana attenuata, 1920 nucleotides. RefSeq lists its product as uncharacterized. NCBI's taxonomy places the organism in Eukaryota, Viridiplantae, Streptophyta, Magnoliopsida, Solanales, Solanaceae. Gene Ontology annotation, molecular function: protein binding. The record is from RefSeq and is a predicted model, not a curated record. The transcript is spliced from 3 exons. The coding region runs from base 1 to 1920 and encodes 639 amino acids.
AUGAAUUCUCUCAAGAAAAAAGAUAAAGUGCCAAACACUACGCCUAGUGUAAAUGAGAAAUGCUGCUAUAACCCUGGUGGUUGUUUCUUUUGCAUUAUUAAGGAACCAGACUCACCAAUUAGGAGCAAUGGAAUCAAGAACUACUUCAAAAAAAUGCCUUUGAUUGAAGAUCAAGAACUUGUGCUAGUAUUAAGUGGCCUUUGGACCAUGGCUAUGUCACAACCUAAUGACAAAGAGCUUCCAUCUCUCGGUAUCUUUGAAUGCAUGGCAAGCUUAAUCAACAAAGGUAUUACUUACAAAUCUUGGCUUAAUCAAAAUCAGAACAUUUAUAUUCCCUAUUAUGCAGCUCAUAUUAUUGGUUCUUAUACUAUGAACAAUGUUGAGUUUGCUAUUAAAGCAGUUGAUUCAGGUGUCCUAAUACCAUUGUUAGAGCUUUUGAAGGGAAAUAUGACUUGGGUUGAACAAAGGGUAGCUGUUAGAGCACUUGGUCAUUUAGCAAGCUAUGAAAAAACUUUCAAAAAUGUGGCAAUUUAUGAGGAAGAAAUUGUUAAGUUGGCUAUGAAAUUAGCUUCCACAUGUCUUGAAGUUGUGUACAAAGAGUUUGUUGGAGUAAAGGAUUUAAGUAUGAGGUUAAAAUAUCAUUGUGAUUUGUUGACUAGAGGAGUUGGAGGUCUUGAAAUGGAAAAUAGGAAAGCUGAGGAAUGGGCUAGUCAGCUUCAAUGUUGGAGUUUGCAUCUUCUAAAUUGUUUUGCAAUUAAAGAAAGGUGCUUAAAUCUCAUUUGUGAGAAAAAAUUUCUCAAGGACUUGAGUGACAUGUGGGGUGGAUUGGCUAAUGAUACUUCACCAGGAGGGGUUGGAUUAAUUAGAGUUUUGUGUUAUAACAAAGAUGGAAGAAGAUAUAUAGCAGAGUCAAAGGAUGUGAUCAAGAAUCUUUGUAAUCUUUCAAGAUCUUCAGAUGAUUGGCAAUAUAUGGGAAUAGAUUGCCUACUACUGCUUCUCGCAGAUUCAGGUACAAGGUACAAAGUUCUUGAGCUAGCUUCCAUGUGUCUUGUUGAUUUGGUUGAACUUAAGACCCUUGGAGGGAAAUCAAAUGUUGGUAAUACAAUCACAAGAACUCUUCUUUCAGAUUUCAAACAAAGAAAGGUAAAAAUCAAGAAUAUUAGUGUUCAACAAAUUCUUGAAGAAAUAUGGGAUUUGAAGGUAGAUAAGAAGAAAAGGGAGAAAAAUAUGAGUGAUGAAAAACUUGAAGAGAAAAGGGUAAUGAUAAGUCUAAUGAAGCAACAAGGGAACCACAGUUUUUGGUUAGGAAAUAUUGAAGAAGCACUAAUGAAAUAUAAUGAGGCAUUGGAGUUAUGUCCAUUAAGAUUCAGAAAAGAAAGAGUUGUGCUUUAUAGCAAUAGAGCACAAUGCAAAUUGUUGUUAGGAGAGGUUGAUGAUGCUAUAAGUGAUACAACAAAAGCUCUUUCUAUUUCAUCUCCAACUAAUUCUCAUUCCAAAAGUCUUUGGAGAAGAUCACAAGCAUAUGAUAUGAAAGGAUUGGCUAAAGAGAGUUUGAUGGAUUGUAUUAUGUUUGUUAACUGUUGUUUUAAGAUGGAUUCAAUGAAGAAAAAUAUGAGAAUCCCUUAUUAUGCAGUUAGAAUGAUUAAUAAGCAGAUGGAGUCAACUUGGCUUUUUAAAAAUGCUCAAUUGAAGACUUUUGUUGAUCUCAGUGAAAAACCAAAUCAACCACAUGAAAUAAGCCAAAAGGAGCAGAAGAAUGGCAGAGUUACUGGAAUUCUAUUGCAAAGGAAGAGUUUCAUGGAAGGGCUGUCCAGUAUAUCAGAAGAACCUCAGCUGGUUGCUAAGGGUGAAAUAAUUAGUAGGAGAAAGCUGGGAAGAACCAGAGAAAACAAGAAAGCUGUAUUUGCUCAGUCAGUGUAG